Messenger RNA from Plasmodium malariae, 2322 nucleotides. It is a transcript of the gene PP5, whose product is annotated as serine/threonine protein phosphatase 5, putative. The coding region runs from base 1 to 2322 and encodes 773 amino acids. Gene Ontology annotation, molecular function: protein serine/threonine phosphatase activity; protein binding. Gene Ontology annotation, cellular component: nucleus; cytosol. Lineage: Eukaryota; Apicomplexa; Aconoidasida; Haemosporida; Plasmodiidae. The record is from RefSeq and is a predicted model, not a curated record. The transcript has a single exon.
AUGGCAUACGUAACAGAAAAAAUAAACAAUGGUAUUAAAAUUGAAGAAACAAAUUUAAAGGAAUAUAAAAAUAAUUUAGAAAAAGAUACGUGCGAAGGAGGAGAAGAAAUAAUAUACGCGAUGGAAGAAAACAGGAACAUACCAUGUAUAAAUAAAAAAGCCGCAGAAUAUAGUAAUAAAAACAAUUUAUCAAAAAGUAAAGAAAUUAUGAUGAACGUUGAAGUAACGCAUACAAAGAACGCACGCACGGAAGAAAAAAUGAAAUAUAUUAGCAGGAACAAUAUAGACGAUGAGAAUAAGAAGAAGAAUUACCAAAAUGGAUGCCCAAAUGGAUGCCCAAAUGGAUAUCAAAGUGAUUUCCGAAGUGAUUUCCGAAGUGAUUUCCGAAAUGAUUUCCAAAGUGAUUUCCGAAGUGAUUUCCGAAAUGAUUUCCAAAGUGAUUUCCGAAAUGAUUUCCAAAGUGAUUUCCGAAGUGAUUACCGAAGUGAUUACCGAAGUGACUGCCAAAGUGAGUACCAAAAAAAUUACUCGCAUGAGGGUGAAAACAUAGGAAAUGAACAUUUUAAGCAUGCGGAAUCUUUAAGUACCAAUGACAAUUCAUCAAACUUGGGUACAUUACAUGAUGAUAUGAUGGAGGAAAAGAACAGAGAAGAAGAUGAGGAAUACCAGAACGAAGAGGAAAAUCAACCUGUCCAAAGGUGUAAUUUGUCAAAAAAGAAUAUAAGCAUUGAAUUGUUAAAAAUAUGUGAUGCUUUAAAAAAUUUAGGAAAUAAAUAUUUUAAAGAAAAUAAUUAUGUAAUUUCUCAAAAGUAUUAUACUGGAGCCAUUGAUAUAAUAAAAAAAUAUUAUGAGGAAGAAGAUCCUAGUUAUAUAGAAAAAUUAAAUAAAAUAACAACUGAUACAUUGUCUAGUGAAAUACAAGUAAAUAAAGAAGAUAAAAAUGCAUUGAUAGAAUAUUAUAAAAAUAGUGUUAUAUCAAAAAGUAGUGAUUAUAUUAGUAUAAACGAAACGGAUUUAUAUAUAUAUUAUACAAACAGAUCCUUUUGUCAUAUGAAAUUAGAAAACUAUGGUUUAUCUAUACAAGAUAUAGAUGAAGCAAUAAAAAUUAAUCCAUUUUAUGCAAAAGCAUAUUAUAGAAAAGGGUGUUCAUUUUUACUAUUAUCAGAUUUAAAAAAUGCGUCUGAAUGUUUUCAAAAAGUAUUAAAAUUAACAAAAGAUAAAAAUUCUGAAAUGAAACAAAAACAAUGUAAAAAGCUCCUUUUCGAGCAACAGUUUCAAAAAGCUAUAGAAAUAGAACAAAAAGUACCAUAUUACGAAACAUUAGUUCUAGAUACACUUAAAAUAGAGAAUGAAGAAGCCCCCAUAUAUGACCGAAAUAAUUUAAAUAUCGAUUUUUUAAAAAAAGUAGUAGACUAUAUAAGUGUACCUAAACAAAAAUUAAAUAAAAAAUGUGUAUGUGCAAUUGUGUUAGAUAUAAUUAAAUUGUUAAAAGAACUUCCUACAUUAGUUUAUUUAAAUUUACAACCAGAAGAAACUUUAACUGUAUGUGGUGAUAUACAUGGACAAUUUUAUGAUUUAUUAAAUAUAAUGAAAAUAAAUGGUUAUCCAGCAGAAAAUAAUUCUUAUUUAUUUAAUGGUGAUUUUGUUGAUAGAGGUAGUUUCUCAUGUGAAGUUAUAAUAUUUUUAUAUUUAGCCAAAUUAACAUUUCCAAAUAAUGUACAUUUAACAAGAGGUAAUCAUGAAACUGAUAAUAUGAACAAGCUUUACGGUUUUUUAGGAGAAUUACAAGAAAAAUAUGAUGAAAAAAUGCAUGUAUUAUUUUCGGAUUCAUUUAAAUUUCUUCCAUUGGCAUAUGUAUUAAAUAAAACGAUUUUUAUAUGUCAUGGAGGUAUUCCAAGUAAUACUAAUACAACUUUAGAAGAUAUUGAAAAAAUUGAUAGGAAUACUGAACCAUUAGAUGAAGGAGUUAUGACAGAUUUGUUAUGGUCAGAUCCCAAUGAAGAAAAAGGAUUUAAACCAUCCAAAAGAGGUAUAGGCUUUUCUUUCGGUACGGAUAUUACCGAAAAUUUCUUAAAAAAAAAUAAUCUUACUCUUAUAAUCCGAUCACAUGAAGUAAGAGAUGAAGGAUAUUCCAUUGAACAAAACGGUCAGUUAUACACUGUUUUCAGUGCCCCCAAUUAUUGUGAUAUUAUGAAAAAUAAAGGAGCAUUUUUAAAGUUCAAGGGGAAUUCUGUCAAACCGGAAUGUGUUACAUUCACCGAAGUAAAACAUCCCAAUGUGCCGUCACUUAAAUAUGCGCAUAAUUUGUAUCAAAAUAUUUAA